AUGAAGAGCAAGCGUGCGCAAGAGGCUGUCGCCGCAGCUGAAGACAAGCCAGUCGACACUCACCAAGAUGCGGACCCUUCUACCAAGAAGCGCAAGCGCAGCGGCGACGACGAGGUAGAAGACACCGGCAAGAAGGUCAAGAAAGACAAGAAGAAGAAAAAGGGCGAGAAGGAGAGCCGCAAAGAGAAGAAGGACAAGCGCAAGGACCUUCAGGAUCUUCCCGAAGCGGAGGACGACGAGUCGGACGCCGCCGCCAAUGGCGAGUUGAGCAACGAGUCCACUGCCGCGGUCGAAGAGAAGAAGAAGGACAAGAAGAGCAAGAAGGAAAAGAAGGACAAGAACGACAAGACGGAAGAGGCGCCCAAGAAAAAGUCCAAAAAGAACAAGAAGCCCUCGUCCGAUGAGACCACGACUGUCGCCCCCGAAGACGCCAUCCCCAAUGGCGCCAGCAACGGCAUUGACCUGGACGUCGACGCAGCCAAUGGCGACGAGGAUGCCGAGGAGGGCAAGCCUGAAAAGGCGGCGCGCCACAUUGUCUUUGUCGGCAACCUGCCGUACACGGCGACGGCGGCCAGCAUCUCGGCGCACUUUGCCACGCUGUCGCCCAUUGCCGUGCGGUGCCUGACCAACAAGGGCGACACCAAGCACACCUGCAAGGGCAUCGCCUUUGUCGAGUUUGCGCACGUCUUCCAGCAGCGCACCUGCCUGGACAAGUUCCACCACAGCAUGUUUGACGACGGGCAGUCGGAGGCGCGCAAGAUUAACGUCGAGUUGUCUGCUGGAGGCGGCGGCAAAGGCGACAACCGAUCGGAAAAGAUUCGCCAAAAGAACAUCAAGCUAGAGGAGAACCGUGCCAAGCGCAUCGAAAAGGAAAAGACGGGCAAGACGGGGGCGGCGGCGGCGACGGAGGGCAAGGGCGAGAGCGGCACCGUGGAGGAGCAGCAGGAGCACAUGGAUGAGCAGAUUCACCCGAGCCGUCGCGCGCAGAUGGGCAGCGACGCGCCAGAGGAGGACCUGAACGGUGGUGGAGGCUGCCAUGAUCCCUAUUAA
Akanthomyces muscarius is the source of this 1050-nucleotide messenger RNA. RefSeq lists its product as uncharacterized. Gene Ontology annotation, molecular function: RNA binding. The coding region runs from base 1 to 1050 and encodes 349 amino acids. NCBI's taxonomy places the organism in Eukaryota, Fungi, Ascomycota, Sordariomycetes, Hypocreales, Cordycipitaceae. The transcript has 3 exons. The record is from RefSeq and is a predicted model, not a curated record.